UUCACAUGUAUUUUGAGGAACUAGGGAUUUUUAAGUGCACGUGUAUAUAAUUAUACGUAAUUGACGUACCAGAAAAAGAUUAACGUAUGGAAACACAAACACUUCAGAUAUUUUUGCUAUUUUGCCUUAUGGUUAUAAAGGAAAUAGGAUGGCCGCGCAGUUUCUUUCGAUGACUGUGGUGUCCAAUAAGAGCCACCGUAGGACUACAAGGGAUGGUCUGGGGUUCGGGAAUUCUAUUUUAAUUUGCAGGGACCUGGGUUAUGUCACGAAUUAUGGUGUAAGUUAUUCACACAGAAAAUGGUCAUUUACACUGUACCACUAAUGUACAUUGCUAAUCUAUAACAGAAUAGCACAAAAAUUUAACAAUGCAUAUAUAUACUACUGUAUUUGUGUGUCAGCCCUACACAGGCCGGAGUCUAUCGACACGAUACUGUACAUGUAUUUGCACGUUUGACCAUGGCGAAAUUGUUUGCCCGGCAGGCACGUAUUUCUAUUGUUCACGGCAUACUGACCUCUUCUUAUAUGCAGAUGUUGAUGUUCGAAGUAGGCCUACACUUUAUACCUGGUUUAUGGGUGACUUAGCUGGUAAAUACCGUAUGCAUGCACCGGGUCAUGCUAUGGAAGACGGAUCGCUGUAUACUAUAGGCAGCUGCUGAUGUGGAAAGUUCACGUUACGCUUACACUGUGGGUGAUAUACGCGCAUGUACAUCUACAUGUACAUGUAAAUCCGUCAAGUAGUAUCUGCUGUGUGCACGGGGCUUUGCUACGGAAGACGGAUCGCUGUGUAUUUCAGGCUUGCGUCUACACUGCAGCCCCUCUUGUCUCUCGAGCUUUCAACUAUUAGAGAGUGUCCGGCAUUUCAAACAUGGCAGACAACCUUAGCUUAUCCGAGGCGACGCAGUUUCUUAAGGGCGUCCUACAGAUGCAAUCGCCCAUGGAGAGUUUGGCGAGAGAUCGGGUCAGCUUCCUGCGUGACCUCAUGGCUGCCUUCCUGUCCAAGAUUCCCUUCCAGAGUGUGACUGCGAUCGCCACGCCCAAACCAGAGAGACGCAGGUUGACCUUCCAAGAGAUCAAAGUCGACAUGAUAACUCAGAAGGGUGGCCUGUGCUUCGAGAUGAACUACUUCAUGAAGGCGCUCUUGGAGAAGCUAGGAUUCGAGGUUUACCACGUUGGAUGCACCAUCAUCGGAAAACCGAACAAUCAUCUGUCAACAGUGGUCAAGAAUCUGAGUCGGCCGGGCGACUUGCAUCUGGUAGACGUUGGCUGCGGGCAUCCCAUGUUUGAACCAAUUCCACUGGACUUUGACAAGGAGUCGCCCUUAUACAAGUCAAACUAUCUGGUCCAUAAAUUCGUGAAGGACGCCGAUGACAGCUUCCGAUGGAUGCACAAAUCCUACCGGGACUACGACGGCUCAACGGGACGUGUCGUCGACGGUUGGUACAUGUUCUUGGAGUUUAAAUUGGAGUUCCGGGAUAUCGAGUUCUUUGCCCUCCACAUGGAGAACAUCCACACCGUGGAGAGCGGCCCUGAGGCCUUGGCACAUUUCUUGGUCCAAUUGAAGGCAACAGACUUCCGCAACGGGAAGCUAUUUGCCAUCACCGGCACGUCCACCUUGGAGGAAGACGCCAGCGGUAAAGUAAACAAGAAGCGCAUAUCGUCCCCUCAAGAGUUGGAGGAGGCAUAUAAGUUCCACUUCCCACAGUUUCCAGCGGAGACUAUACAACAGGCUAUACAGACUGUCAAUCUCAAAUUUGAAAAAUAAGUCUGUGAAGCAAGUUUCUGACUUGAGUAACAUGAGUAACAUGCCAGUAGACAAUGAAUCAGAUAAUCUGUUUACUAGAUACUUGAAUCAAUAUAGAAUGAUUUGCUGUUCAUGCGUUUAGUUCGUUUCGUAUAAAUAACACCACUCAAAAUCCAAAAUGGUAUGCUCAAAUCUUUAUUACACUUUCGAGAAAACAGUAUACACACAAAAAAUGUUAAACUUUUAUAACAAAACACAAUUUGGUCUUUAGCGCUCUUUAUUUCCGAACGAUCAAUGUGGUUUCUUCAAAACGACAGCAACCCAGACUGAAUAAUUUCAGGAGGUGUUUAGUACCAAUAAGGUGUUUAAUCCAAGAAGGUUUUUGAUAAUAAUUCGCUAUGUUACUUUUUGGGGGCAAUGCAAAUUAUCUUAAUGCCUUUGUUUGCGUUAUGAGUAACUUGUGUACACACAUGAUCAAACAGAUACUUACGACUAUGACCUUCAUCAAGUCUGUGAAAGUAAUCGCGAAAAUCAGAGAUCUGCAGUUGAUGAAUUUCAGAGGUAAUGUUCAUUCGUCAUGUGGGAAGUGUCUAUUAUAAUUCAUUAUAAGGGAUCACACAAGUUUUGGGAAAAGAAGGUAGGUUGAUUGUGUGUUGGAGGGAUGGGGUGAGAAGACAGAUUUAAGUGGGUUGGGGGAAAUGUGAUGUUGGAUGAGAUGUGUGGUUAUCUGGUUCAAGUUGGAUAGAUGUAAUUGCCAGCUACAAUUGAACACUUUUCAUCAAUUAAUGUUUUUUACAGCAUUCCAUCUAAUGUACAACGUAUAUACAUAAAAGUACAUUAAAAUAAAAACAAACAAGAAGCA
Molecule: messenger RNA, 2603 nt
Organism: Patiria miniata (bat star)
Lineage: Eukaryota; Metazoa; Echinodermata; Asteroidea; Valvatida; Asterinidae
Exons: 2
Coding region: 866-1762 (298 amino acids)
Molecular function (GO): acetyltransferase activity
Source: RefSeq, a predicted model, not a curated record